AUGCUGCUCAAAGCCAAGAGCGGGAACGAGGUGACGCGGGCAAUUGCAAAGAUAAUUCGAGAUGACCGAAGAUGUCCGAAAAAUUUGCAGACUAACAAAGGAAAAGAAUUUUAUUCGGAUGUGCAGAAACUCUUAAAGAAGCACAACAUCAAUCAUUAUUUUACGUAUUCCAUCGAAAUGCUGCCGCGUCUCGUGUCGGAUUACAAUGCGCGUAAGCAUCGCACUAUUGGCAUGCGACCCGCUGACGUAACUCCCGCGAUCGCUGAAAGACUUUUGGGUAAGGUGUAUAGUGCGAUAAAGAUCGCGGGUCCCGCAAAAUUCAAAGCGGGUGAUGCGGUACGCGUAUACAAAUUCAAGACAAUAUUUGAAAAAGGUUUCACACCGAAUUGGACCACGGAGGUCUUUAAAAUUGUCAAAGUGCAGCAAACUAAUCCAGUGACGUAUCUACUGGAGGAUUUCCGCGGAGAGCUCAUUGCUGGAGGAUUCUACGAAUACGAACUGCAUCGCGUCCCUAAUCCCGACGUGUAUCUCGUUGAAAAAGUGUUGCGCAAAAGAGGAAACGAGGUUUAUGUGAAAUGGUUGAGACUUGACAAAUCACACAAUUCGUGGAUUCAUAAAGACAAU
Molecule: messenger RNA, 624 nt
Organism: Cyphomyrmex costatus
Lineage: Eukaryota; Metazoa; Arthropoda; Insecta; Hymenoptera; Formicidae
Exons: 2
Molecular function (GO): nucleic acid binding
Source: RefSeq, a predicted model, not a curated record